Messenger RNA from Coprinopsis cinerea okayama7#130, 420 nucleotides. RefSeq lists its product as hypothetical. The transcript has a single exon. Bases 1 to 420 code for a protein of 139 amino acids. NCBI's taxonomy places the organism in Eukaryota, Fungi, Basidiomycota, Agaricomycetes, Agaricales, Psathyrellaceae. The record is from RefSeq and is a predicted model, not a curated record.
AUGGGCACUCACAAACCAACCUCAUCCUGCUCUUCGAAGAAACAUGGUCACAAGAGCCCUACAUCCAUCCUCCGCUCUCCAGUCUCCUCUUCCUGUCUAUCCGACUACAAGCGACGAAAGGAGAAGAGAGCGAAGAAGGUCAGGUGGGACACAAAGCGCCUCGAGGAAACUAUGAAGAUGAUUGAGACGACGCUUGAAGAUGGUCUCCUUCCUAGUGAAAUCUAUAUGCACGCCCCUGCAGAGGUCGAUGAAAACAUGGAGGAGUGUACGCAAGAUUUGAGUCAGCUGCAGAUUGAGAGCUCUAGCAAGGAGGAGGGAGAGCAUAUGAACGUGGAUGGGGAUGAGGAUAGGGAUGCGGACGCGGAUGUGGAUGGAGAGCCCGAGUUGGUGGAGCAGUUUACGAACAAGGUUCGUCUGUGA